AUGACUUUGGAUUUCUCGGUGAAAGGAAAACUCAAAAUCCGCAUGGACGACUAUGUCAAGAACAUGUUGGAAGAUUUUCCUGUCAAGUUCAACAAGCAUUCAAAGCAGGAAACACCAGCUGGUAACGACUUACUGGAAGCUGGUAAAGGAAAGUUACCCAAUGCUGAGUACCGUCAAAUCUUUCACACUACUGUUGCAAGGGGACUUUAUGUCUCUAAGAGAGCUCGUUUGGAUAUCCAUCCAACGAUUACUAUUCUUGCCUCGAGAGUUCGAGAACCUACAGAGUCUGAUUGGAAGAAGUGUGUUCGCAUGAUGCGAUAUUUGUUGUGUACAUCGUUGUAUCAUCUGACACUUUCCGCAGAAUCACUACGAGUCAUGAAAUGGAUGAUCGACGCAUCAUUUGCGGUGCAUCCAGAUUUCAAGAGCCAUACUGGCGGCUCUCUGUCCUUUGGAGGAGGUGCAGCUCAAGUGAUGUCGAAGAAGCAAAAGCUUAACAGCAGAAGCAGUACGGAAGCGGAACUGAUUGCUGUUGACGAUGUUGUCACGAUGAUACUAUGGAUGAAGUUGUUCAUGGAGUGGCAAGGGUAUCUGAUCGAGAAAAAUAUCUUGUAUCAGGAUAAUAAAAGCGCGAUUCUACUGGAAGAGAAUGGUGGCAAGAGCGCGGGCAAAAGAAGCCGAGCUAUCAAUAUUCGUUUUUUCUUUAUCACAGAUCAAGUUGAGAAAGGAAAUGUUAAGAUUGAAUACUGUCCAACUAACGAUAUGAUUGCGGAUUUCAUGACUAAGCCAUUGCAAGGUGAGAAGUUUCGCAAGUUCAGGGAUCUGAUUCUUGGUCCACAAGAAUAG
Cylindrotheca closterium is the source of this 843-nucleotide messenger RNA. The record is from the annotation of a GenBank genome assembly. NCBI's taxonomy places the organism in Eukaryota, Bacillariophyta, Bacillariophyceae, Bacillariales, Bacillariaceae.